AUGGCGACGGAGAGUGCCUAUGAGCGCAGCGUAUCCCCGGCUGAGUUUGUGGCAAGCCGGUACCAAACACUGGACCUCCGUCCAGAGGUGUUUUUAUCUAAGAACAGUAUUUUAGGAUCGCCAAACACGAUCGACACGGACAAUCUCCCGCUUGGACAAAAUGACAAGUCCCAAUAUGGUGACGACUGUGCGGCCAGGGAUUCGGUUUGCCGCAGUCGCAAUGAGGGAGACCGCUACGCCAUGGAAUCCCGAUUCAGUGUCGAAUAUCUACAUAAUAGACCACCCUAUGUGUUCCAAGUGCUUAUGCACACCAUAGUCAAGGACUUAGACACCCGUGCGAAAAGCAUGGAGGAACAGUUCAAAAGGCAACAAAACUGGAACAAAGAAUUACAGUGGGGUAUCGAUAUUAUUGCAGAGGGUUUGCCCAGGCUUCAGGCUUUAGAGGAUACGAUAACAGCCCUUGAAGCAAAACUUGAUAUAUUAAUGGAAAGUGGAGAGUGGGAAAAAUAG
Messenger RNA from Penicillium daleae, 510 nucleotides. RefSeq lists its product as uncharacterized. The record is from RefSeq and is a predicted model, not a curated record. The transcript has 3 exons. NCBI's taxonomy places the organism in Eukaryota, Fungi, Ascomycota, Eurotiomycetes, Eurotiales, Aspergillaceae. The coding region runs from base 1 to 510 and encodes 169 amino acids.